This is a messenger RNA of Acanthosepion pharaonis, 624 nucleotides long. Lineage: Eukaryota; Metazoa; Mollusca; Cephalopoda; Sepiida; Sepiidae. The record is from the annotation of a GenBank genome assembly.
AUGCACAAACAUGUCUCAGAAAUGGGUGGCCUUGGAGAGACGUACGACCUUAAAACUUUGGAAGAUAUCUGCGAAAAAAUGAAUGAAAUCAAAGAAUGUACCGAAAAAAAGAAGGCAUGGAUGGAACAUUGCAAUACGGAUCAUACCAUCUCUUGGGAGAUGUUUCAAAAAGGGUUCGGAUAUUUAUGUGGCGAGGGGUACAAAGAAUAUGCCCAAAAUGAAAGAUGCUUAUCAAACACCCGCGUAAAUGGGACAGUGAAGCAAUGUUCACGCACCUGGGCCCGCCAACUUCAUGCUAUUAUUCUUCAAGAUCCACCAAGGAUACAGAUGUACAAAAGAACUUGCAGGAUUUUACAAGACUAUCGCAACUGUCUACGAAAUGGCAUUGAACGAUUUUGCUCAAAAGAUGCUUCUCAUGUUAUGGUUAAAAUGUGGGAUCUGUCACUUGGCCCGUUUCGAAAGAAAAUGAUGUGCAGCAAAGAGGCACUGAUGUCUGGAACUGAAAAUGCUAUUCUGGCAGGGGCGCUGUCUUUCAUAUUCGUCCUUACUGUUGCCCUUUGUUUCCUCCGCAGGCGCUUGCCCGGUUCUGUCAGCUACAAAAGACCCUGUAUGCCGUGGAGAUAG